This is a messenger RNA of Balaenoptera musculus (blue whale), 1197 nucleotides long. It is a transcript of the gene RANBP1, whose product is annotated as RAN binding protein 1. Lineage: Eukaryota; Metazoa; Chordata; Mammalia; Artiodactyla; Balaenopteridae. The transcript has 6 exons. Gene Ontology annotation, cellular component: cytoplasm; nuclear pore; centrosome. The record is from RefSeq and is a predicted model, not a curated record. Bases 259 to 900 code for a protein of 213 amino acids. Gene Ontology annotation, molecular function: GTPase activator activity. Gene Ontology annotation, biological process: positive regulation of mitotic centrosome separation; nucleocytoplasmic transport.
UUUUGGCGGGAAGCGUGGGGCGGGCUGGACAAUGAGAGUGUCCGCCGCCUGAGCCAAUAAAGCUGCGCUGGUUUUGAAUCGCGGCGCGUUUCCCGCCGCCGGGGUCAGGGGUCGGGGUUCGGGUCGCGGGGCGGAGGGAAGAGAGGGCGGGCGGGAGGUGCCGGCGCCAGACGCGGAGGAAGGAGCUGCGACCAGCCGCCGAGAGGCCGCGGAGCCCGCGACGACCGAGCCAGCCGAGCCGCCGCCGCCGCCGCGCCCAUGGCGGCCGCCAAGGACACCCAUGAGGACCACGACACCUCCACUGAGAAUGCCGACGAGUCCAACCAUGACCCCCAGUUUGAACCAAUAGUUUCUCUUCCUGAGCAAGAAAUUAAAACGCUGGAAGAAGAUGAAGAGGAGCUUUUUAAAAUGCGGGCCAAGCUGUUCCGGUUCGCUUCAGAGAACGACCUCCCGGAGUGGAAGGAGCGGGGCACUGGGGACGUCAAGCUGCUGAAGCACAAGGAGAAGGGGACCAUCCGCCUCCUCAUGCGCAGGGACAAGACCCUCAAGAUCUGCGCCAACCACUACAUCACGCCGAUGAUGGAGCUGAAGCCGAACGCAGGCAGUGACCGUGCCUGGGUCUGGAAUACCCACGCAGACUUCGCCGACGAGUGCCCCAAGCAGGAGCUGCUGGCCAUCCGCUUCCUUAACGCCGAGAAUGCACAGAAAUUCAAAACAAAGUUUGAAGAAUGCAGGAAAGAGAUUGAAGAGAGAGAAAAGAAAGGAUCUGGCAAAAAUGAUAGUGCCGAGAAAGUAGCUGAGAAGCUAGAAGCUCUUUCGGUGAAGGAGGGCAAGGAGCCCGAGAAUGAGACCAAGGAGCCCGAGAACGAGACCAAGGAGGUGGCUGAGGAGGAGCAAUGAGUCGGCUCCCGUUGUGUUCUUUCUCCCUGUCUUUUCCCUUUUUCUUUUUUUAAAUUUUGCCCUGCACCCUUCUUUUUGGUUUGUUUUUAUUCUGUUUUGUUUUUACAAGGGACUUUAUAUAAAGAACUGACUUCCAACAUUCAGGUUGUUUUUUUCUAAGUUUUUGCCCUAAUGAAGACGACUUCAGAAAAUCCAUUACCCAGUCGUGAGAAUGUACUGUGCUAACUUUCUUUUCCAUAGUGGAAACACUUAUUUAUAGUCAUCAAAAUAGCAAAUAAACAACACGUUUGAAACUUG